Volvox carteri f. nagariensis is the source of this 1401-nucleotide messenger RNA. RefSeq lists its product as uncharacterized. Bases 1 to 1401 code for a protein of 466 amino acids. The transcript has 6 exons. The record is from RefSeq and is a predicted model, not a curated record. NCBI's taxonomy places the organism in Eukaryota, Viridiplantae, Chlorophyta, Chlorophyceae, Chlamydomonadales, Volvocaceae.
AUGUUUGGAGGCAUGGGCAUGGCCGAGUCCCCAGCUGCUACCGGCAGGACGCAACAUUUCCACAAGGUGUUCACCCACCAACACAUCGGGAAGCUAUCCCAGUCUGCGGCCUACUGGGCCUUCAUACCCGCCUUCGACCACACAGCGCAUUUGCCGGAACAGCGGCUCGUGACGGGUACCACACUGCUGGGUGGGCUCGAGCAGCUCUGCCCCUGCCGGCGUGCUUCUUCAGGGCAGCUGCCUCUCCUGCGGGAGGAGGCGUCUGCCGCGUACGGCCUCGUCCUCUUGGACGAGUACGGCAGCAUGAUGGCGACCUCGUACUACGAUUACAUUCCUACCCCACCCAUGUACGGCCGUAUGACGCCGCCGGGAACGGCCUGGUGGAUAAGCGGCGGCCCGGUCUCCGCCGCGGCCGCGUCCGCCAGCUCCCAGGUCAAAGUCGGUACCGUGUACGGCAGCAGCGGCGGCGGCGGCGGCGGACCUUCCGGCGGCAGCAGGACGGGGGCAGCCUCCCUGGAGCGGAGCCGGCAACGCGAACAGCAGGUCCGACAGCUUCAGUCCGCCGCCGGCAGUAGCUCAGCUUCGUCGCUGAUCUACAGGGGAUGCAGCGACGGCGACGGCGACGGCGGCGGCGGCGGCGGCGGCGGAGUUCCGAGUGAGGAGGGCCUGGAUGUCGCCGUACUAUUCCCAGGCUGGCAGGAAACGACCCAGCUGGAGAGCUUGGCGGCGGGGACGGAGGCAAAGGAAGUGGCGGCGGCGCCGCCGCCGUCGCCAGACCUGCCGGUGGCGGCGCUGGCGGCCGCCGCGGUGGAGGAGACUAAGCAGCGGUACUUACGCUACUUGACAGCCGGGGCUGCAGGAGGAUCAAGCGCCGUCGGGGAAGGGGGAACGCUGGCGGGUGGCGGCUCCAGUCUGGCGGUCAGCGUCAGCGAUGGUGCUUUGACCAGCCUCCUGGGCCCUGCGUCAGGCAGCAGCGCCAGCGGCGGCGGCGGUGGCGGCGGCGAGGUUGCGUGGCCGCAGCAUCAAGGACUUGUGGCCGCCGCCAUUUCCGCCAGCGCCGCCGGGGCGGUUUCCUUGUCCGACACUUUCACCUGCCUGGGUGGCGGAGCCGGCGCCAGCGGAAGCGGAAGCGGCGCCGAAGGUGCGCCGACAGCACUUUGCAUUCCGCCGUACAGCUUGUACGGCGAAGGAUGCACCUCGGCCGGAGCAGCUGUGAUAGGUGGCGGCAGCGACGGGGGCAGCAGCGGAAGGGGCGGGGUUGGGGCCGCUGUCCAGCGAGAGGCAGGCAUUGGCGGCGGCGGCGGCGGCGGUUGGGGCGGUGAGUGGGAGUGUGUACGGCGGUGUACGGCGCAUCAUGGCCGGGUGCUGAAUGUGCUCAGUGGAGCCGGGUCUUCGGAAUGA